CAUCUCCACUGCUGGGCACGGAUGUGGUCAUGCACCCUGGGGCCUCACGGGCCUAUCCUCCCCUCACUCCUGGCUCCCAACCCCAGCCAGCUUGGGAGCAGCACCUGCCACCGCCCAUGGCCCCAUUACGCCUGCCUGGCAGCACCCUAUUGCAGCCAGCUCGCCCCAUGACACCUCAGGCCCCACUCAAUGGGAAUGCUUCCAGGGCCCUCAUGGGGAGUGCUUUGUGUCCUGCACCCCUUGGCAUAGCAAGCGCUGCGGGGGACAGCGGGGUGGCUGCCCCGCCUAUUGCAGCAGCUCAGGCUGGCAAGGGAGGCUUGGCCCCAGGCCUUCCUCCUCAAGCUGCACCACCAGCUGCCCAGGUGGCCUUCAACCUGCCCCCAGGGAGCUCUGGGCUGUGGCCACAUGGCACCUCUGGGGCAGGCAGCCUGCAUGCCUCCCAGCACAGGGGCCCUCAGGAGGACGCCUCUCACCAGAACAGCGUCUAUCAGAACUUCCGACGCUGGCAGCGCUUCAAGUCCCUGGCCCGGAGCCACCUGCCCCAGAGCCCUGAUGCGGAAGCUCUCUCCUGCUUUCUCAUCCCAGUGCUUCGCACCCUGGCUCGCCUGAAGCCCACCAUGACGCUGGAGGAGGGAAUGCGGCAGGCCAUGCAGGAAUGGCAGCACAUGAGCACCGUUGAGAGGAUGGCCUGUUAUGAAAUGGCAGCAAAGUUCAUGCAAUUUGAGGCAGAGGAUGAGAUCAGGAUGGGCAACUUGUCCUGCACAACAAGGAGGGCACAGGGCAUGCCUCCCCCAGCUCCACCAAAGCUGGCUCCUCAGGAACCCACAUCCCGCAAAAGGGGCACUCAAUCCUGGCAGCUGCUGGAGAACAAGGCCCCCGAGGAGAUUCCCCCUGAGGCUCGCAGGGAGCAUGGGGACAUCCCGGAGGCACUGGUGGGUCCUGGCCCCUCAGCCACAGGCGAGUCACAUAUGGAAGGUCCAGAGGAUGGAUAUGAGCUGCCACAGGACGAGGACGGCUGCUUCCCAGACCCGGAUCUCCUCAGCUACGUGGACAAGCUGUGUUCCCAGGAGGACUUGGACACCAAGGUGGAGGCAGUCAUUCACCCCCGAUUCCUGGCAGAGUUGCUUUCCCCAGAACCGGAGCUGGAUCUCUCGGGCCUGGCUGAGGAGCUGGAGCAGGAGGAAGGACUCUCCCCUGAAGAGGUGGCCGGGGGAGGGAGCAACACUCAGGGAGACUGGGGCAGGGGGGGAACCCAGGUGACCCAGGACAUCCAGGAGGCAAGGACCCAGCUGGUGCAGAAACGAGUCCUGGCCUCGGAGGAGGAUGACGGGGUGCCAGCCACCCCCAAUCACAGGGCACCCCACCUGGACUCAAGACCUUCAGAGUCCGCGGCCCGACAAGAUGCCCAGAGGAACGAGCAAGGCCCACAGCCCGGGAGAAUGGGCCUCAGCUCAGGCCCCCUGCAAGCUGCCAAGUCUAGAAAGCGGGCUCGGUGUGGAGGCCUGGCUGCUGCUGAGGACCUGGCCAGGCCUAGGGCUGACCUGCGAGGCUCUGGGAGGCACACCCUGGCUCUGGGGCUGGUUGACCCUUCACAGCCCAACAGGAGCACGUGUGACCCAGGUGUCACAGGGAGGAGGAGGAAGCAGCACUGCAGCCAGUAG
Molecule: messenger RNA, 1661 nt
Organism: Phacochoerus africanus (Common warthog)
Lineage: Eukaryota; Metazoa; Chordata; Mammalia; Artiodactyla; Suidae
Product: NUT family member 2G-like
Exons: 8
Source: RefSeq, a predicted model, not a curated record